Messenger RNA from Arachis ipaensis, 1164 nucleotides. The record is from RefSeq and is a predicted model, not a curated record. NCBI's taxonomy places the organism in Eukaryota, Viridiplantae, Streptophyta, Magnoliopsida, Fabales, Fabaceae.
AUGCACGAGAUCCAGAACGUUUCCAGAGACUACAUAAAUGACGAGGAAGUCAGCCAGGUCGUCGCCGCCAACAAACGGCAACACGGCAACACCCAACACGGCAAUCCGACAUCUCGGCAUAAUCCAAUAUCCAAAGAAAAUCAGAGGGACCAGCCCAAACAAACAAACACAAACCGACCACCCAGGAUCGGCAAAUUCUCUAAUUAUACACCCCUAACAGCCCCAAUUACCGAGAUAUACCACCUGAUAAAAGAUCGAGGUAUUAUCCCAAAAGCCCGACAACUCAAAGAAAGAAUGGGCGGCAACAAAACCCUUUAUUGCGAUUACCACCGAGGUUACGGGCACAGCACACAAGACUGUUUCGACCUUAAAGACACCCUUGAACAAGCCAUAAGAGAUGGCAAGCUCCCAGAGUUUGCCAAAAUCAUCAGAGAACCAAAACGCGCGGAAAGAGACAGGUCACCAGAGAGAGAAGGACGCAACCCGAGAAUGCAAAAACAACCCCCCAGGGAAAGUCCAGAAGACGACCCAACCAUAAUAGUAAACGUUAUCACGGGCAAAGACGUGUCAGGCAAGUCAAAAUCAACACUAAAAAAGGACAUCAAAGUCCUGGCCGUCAGAGACCAAGCUCCAACUACCACUACCGACAAAACAAUAACUUUCCUACCCGAGGACGCACCUUUCGUCAUCUCGGCAAGAAUCGGAACGGGACUAGUCCGAAGAAUACUGGUGGACAUCGGCGCAAACUCCAACAUCCUCUUCCGAGGAGCCUUCGACAAGCUCAGGCUCCGCAACGAAAAUCUCCAAACAUACCGCAACGGCGUCACGGGACUCGAAGACAACUUUCUCAAACCGGACGGUUCCAUCACCCUACCCCUCACCAUAGGGACAUGCAACCAAAGGAAGACAAUUCUAUCUGAAUUCGUGGUCCUAAAAGACUCCACCGCCUACAACGUCAUCCUCAGAAGAAAAAUGAUCAAUGACUUCUCUGCCAUCAUCUUUACCAAAUACCUCCUUAUAAAAUUCAUAACGGAAGACGGCUCCAUCGGGACUAUCCACGGAGAUCGGGAAGUCGCAGCAGAAUGUGGCAACACCAGCCUAGCUUUGCGGAAAAAGUCUCGCGACGCAGCUGGGAUAUUCCUAGCCGACCUGGACACCCGAUAA